GAUACGAGAUGUAUCGUUCGGAAUGACGUCAUGCGCUGAACCGGAAGCUGUUUCGCGUUCUGUGUCUGUGUGCGACAGUGAGCUCGGUGAUACACUGACAGCUGAACGAUACGAUGCAGCAGCGACGCGUGGGAAUGGAAUAAUCUACCGAUACAUACGAGCACAUAAACCUCCCCGAGAGCAGUCGGCGUGGAUUAUGUGUUGAUUCGCUGAGGGCAGUCGUGAUUGUAACACGCUGAUGUCGUUACACGAGCGUUUGUCACGGGAGUGAUCUUCUCGUGGAUCGCAGCCCGGGUUUCAUCCCGUCCUCCGCAGCUGUAACGCCCAUCAUCUGCGGCGGGGCUCCGUCGACCAGUGCCGCUCGUUUAUCCGCACACACCGGGACUCAUGGGGAACAGCACGUCGUGCUGCGUGUCGUCGAGCCCGAAGCUCCGGCGGAACGCGCACUCGAGGCUGGAGCCGUACCGGCCCGAACCGGAGCUGAGCCGCGAGGACACGGGCUGCAACCUGCAGCACAUCAGCGACAGAGAGAACAUCGACGAGCUCAACAUGGAGUACAAUCCUUCAGAACACCCGCGCACCAGCACCAUCUUUCUCAGCAAGUCUCAAACAGACGUUCUUUUACCCAACAAGAAAGUUCGGGAAAAACGGAAAAGUCUGUAUGUCAACCAUUUAACACACAUUGCGGAGUCAAAGCAACAUCCAUCUGGCCCAAUGAGACGCAAGUACAGCUCCUGUUCGACGAUCUUCCUGGACGACAGCACCGUUAGCCAACCCAACCUCAAAUACACCAUUAAAUGUGUUUCCCUCGCGAUAUACUACCACAUAAAGAACAGAAAUGUGGAUGGGCGAAUGCUGUUAGACAUUUUUGAUGAAAAACUUCAUCCGCUUUCAAAAUCGGAGGUGCCGUCAGACUAUGACAAGCAUGACCCAGAACAGAAACAGAUCUACAGAUUCGUUCGUACGCUCUUCAGUGCCGCCCAGCUCACGGCUGAGUGUGCCAUAGUUACUCUGGUGUAUCUGGAGAGAUUAUCAACAUAUGCAGAGAUUGACAUUGGUCCUGCUAACUGGAAAAGAAUUGUUUUGGGUGCUAUCCUGUUGGCGUCAAAAGUGUGGGAUGAUCAGGCUGUGUGGAAUGUUGACUACUGCCAGAUCCUCAAAGACAUCACCAUUGAAGACAUGAAUGAGUUGGAGCGACAGUUUCUGGAGCUGCUGCAGUUCAAUAUUAAUGUUCCAUCAAGCGUCUAUGCCAAGUACUAUUUUGACUUGCGUUCACUUUCAGAGGCGAACAACCUCAACUUUCCCCUUGAGCCUCUCAGCAGAGACAAGGCCCAGAAACUUGAGGCGAUCUCCAGGCUUUGUGAUGACAAAUAUAAAGACUUGAGAAAAGCAGCCAAGAAGCGCUCAGUGAGCGCGGAUAACCUGACGGUGGUCAGAUGGUCGCCGGCCAUCAUAUCCUAAUAACUGUGGACAUUGGGGACUUUCACGAGAGACUGAGAGAAAAAGACUGUUAGAAGAAGCGUUCUCUAAGAGGACACAUACGUGCUUAAUACCUCCACAAGACUCUUGAGCCAGAGGUUUUUGUUCUAAAGAGUGUCCUUGCUGGUCAUACGGCUGCUGUAUAUACAAGACACCCACACAAAGAUCACUUUCCAACCUGUGGCUUAGAGAAGAGAGGAGGACACUGCUACUACAGUUCAGAAAAAAAAACAAAAAAACUGGAG
Molecule: messenger RNA, 1724 nt
Organism: Cyprinus carpio (common carp)
Lineage: Eukaryota; Metazoa; Chordata; Actinopteri; Cypriniformes; Cyprinidae
Product: cyclin-Y
Biological process (GO): regulation of cyclin-dependent protein serine/threonine kinase activity; regulation of canonical Wnt signaling pathway
Cellular component (GO): plasma membrane; cytoplasmic cyclin-dependent protein kinase holoenzyme complex
Molecular function (GO): protein kinase binding; cyclin-dependent protein serine/threonine kinase activator activity
Source: RefSeq, a predicted model, not a curated record